Molecule: messenger RNA, 5340 nt
Organism: Nerophis lumbriciformis (worm pipefish)
Lineage: Eukaryota; Metazoa; Chordata; Actinopteri; Syngnathiformes; Syngnathidae
Source: RefSeq, a predicted model, not a curated record
GCAAAACUGAUGUUCGGCUUAAAAGGCAAGAAGAAGAAAAAGGUCCAGUCAGACUUGGUCCUUGAAAACAAGGCGGCUCUGGACAGUGAAGGGGAAGUCUGCUGUGAGGCAUCGCAGAUGCUUGAAGGAAAUAGUGACGAGGAUCAACAUGGAUUCUCUGCAAUCAGAACCAGAAUCCUCCCAAAUACUAAAAGGUCCAAACUUAACACACGCAUGCAAGAUAGUGAAGGGAAACCACAGAGCUUCCAGGUUGCUAUAAACAUCACAGAGGCCAAACAACUAGUGGGGGAGAACAUCGACCCCAGUGUGGUGAUUGAAAUUGGCGAUGAGAAAAAACAGACGACAGUCAAAGAGGGAACCAACGCUCCUUUUUACAAUGAGUAUUUUGUGUUUGACUUCUUUGCCCACAAAGAGAUCUUCUUCGACAAAGUCAUCAAGCUGACGGUGAUGCAUUCCAAGAUGCUGAGGAGCAUCUGUAUUGGCACCUUUAAGUUGGAUGUCUGGACAGUCUACAAACAGCCAGGUCACCAAUUUAUUAACAAGUGGGCAAUGUUGUCAGUCCCGGGAGACAUUAGCACAGGCUGCAAAGGUUAUGUCAAGUGUGACAUUAGUGUCUCGGCAAAGGGUGAUGCUAUACAGCCCAGUCUUAAAGCCAGUGACGCUGAAGAGCAGAUAGAAAAGAACCUACUAAUCCCAGAAGGAUUCCCAUCUGAACGUCCCUGGGCACGUUUCUCAGUUAGGGUCUAUCGAGCGGAAGGUCUUCCCCGCAACAACUCCAGCAUCAUGGCCAAUGUGACCAAAGCCUUCAUCGGAGACAACACAGCGCUUAUAGACCCUUUUGUGGUUGUUAGCUUCUUCAAACAAAUGGGUCGCACUUCCACACAGAGGUCCAAUGCAGAUCCAGUAUGGAAUGAACAGAUCGUAUUCACCGAGAUGUUUCCUCCUCUGUGCCAAAGGAUGAAGAUUCAGGUUUGGGAUGAAGGAAGUAUGAGUGACGUUGCCAUAGGAACCCAUUACUUUGACUUGAGGCGCAUUUCCAAUGAACAGGAUGGCGACAGAGGCUUUUUACCUACUUUUGGUCCCGCCUGGAUAAAUUUGUAUGGCUCUGUCAGAAACUCUUUGGGUGAUGACACAGCUGAGCUGAACGAGGGCAUUGGAGAGGGAGUCUCUUACCGGGGGCGUGUCUUUGUGGAGCUGGUGGUGGAGAUCCUGUCAGGUGGUACGGGCCCAGUGUCCAAAAUUGCCCAAAUGGUGAAGACUGCAAAGGAUGCUAAAGUGGCAAAGGCUGGAGGGAAAGACACCAAGGCCCCAGCAGCUGGAGGCGUAGGAGGCGGCUCAUCUGGAAGUACAGGUGAUGACGACAAAGGGAAAGCAGGGGCAGAGGUUCUACCAGUGGAACCUCCUCCUACACUGGAUACUGAAAACACAGAGGACUUCAUCCUCUUUGGAGCCUUGUUUGAAGCCACAUUGAUUGACAGAAAGAUUGGAGACAAGCCUAUCACUUUUGAGUUCUCGCUGGGUAACUGCGGUAAUGUGCAAGAGCCUGCUGGUCAACCUAGCAUGAGUGCUCCAAGUCCAGCACCCAGCCGCAGGAGACAAGCGCAGGACUUUUCUGACAGGUCCUCCCCUUCCUCUCCACUGUUACCCAGAGAGCGUCAAGACCCCAGCAGGACUUCUAAAUCCACCACUGCUCCCCAAAAACCAAUUCCCGUUGCAGGAAACAGGUACUACAUGUAUUUGCCUCUGGAAAAACAGAAGCCAUGCAUCAAUGUGUUGAGUCAAUGGGAGGACAGAACCUACAGGCUGUACAACUCUAACAUGCUGGAGAAUAUAGUAGUCUUGUUUGAGGAAGGAGUGACCAGGGCAACUGAACUCCAUAGGAAGUCUUUUCCAGGGGCUGAGGAGACACUAAAAACAACAGUCAAAGAAUUUUGCAUGGAUGCCAGGCGUUUUAUAGCAGUAGCUGAAGCGAAGUUGAAGGCUCAGUUAAAGACUAACCACCUGACGCAGCUGGACAGAAAACGCCUCUCGAUGUGCAAACAGGAACUGGAAAGUAUGAUUGGAGAUGCUCAGUCUCUGGUGACGAGGAAGAGGAAGUCAGGCGGCGUGAAAGAAGAGCUCCAAGAUGCAACAAAACUCACACAGAAACUACGCUUUUUAGUGGAGGAGCCACAACAUACGGUGCCUGAUAUCUUUGUGUGGAUGUUGAGCAACAACAAACGCAUCGCAUACGCUCGACUCCCAGCCAGAGAUGUCAUCUUCUGCAGCAGCCCGGAGGCCCGUGGAGUCCACUGUGGAAAGAUUGUGACGCUCUUCCUCAAGCCACCAGGGAAGCGUGUGACAGGCUUUUCAGUGCAGGCCAAAGUGGAUGUAUAUUUGUGGUUUGGAUCUUGCGCUGACUCUGAUCACAUGUUGGAUGACCUGCCUGUGGGCUUCAACGCUGCCACAGGGGGAUCACAUGCUAACAACCCCCCCACUCAGCUGAAGUGUGCAGAACAGCAUCAGUUCCAUUUAAGGUGUCACCUGUAUCAAGCUCGCGGGCUGAUUGCUGCGGACAACUCGGGCCUGUCUGAUCCUUUCGCUCGGGUCACAUAUUUGUCGCACAGCCAGACCACCAAUGUGAUCAGUCAGACUCUAAGCCCCACAUGGAAUCAGUGCUUACAAAUGAAUCCCAUUCUGCUGAGUGGAGAUCUUCAACAAAUUCAGGAGGAACCGCCAAGACUCGUCAUUGAAGUAUACGAUGACGACGCGCUGGGCAAGGCGGAGUAUUUAGGGGCCACAGUAGCAUCGCCUGAAGUUCGCCUGCUCUCUGAGCCCUACGUGCCUCCUAUGCUGCAGUACAGCCCACUACACCACACCAGCCAAUCAGGAGGAGAGCUUCUGGCCGCCUUUGAGCUGGUGCAGAUUCCCAUAUCUGGCGAGCUGUGUCUGCCUCCCUUAAAAGAACAGGAUGGAGGCAUCUACACAGUACCUGACAACAUUAGACCUGUUCUCAGUACAUACAGACUCGAGGUGUUAUUCUGGGGUCUACGAGAACUUAAGAAGGUUCAGUUACUGUCUGUGGACCGCCCACAGGUAUUCAUUGAAUGUGCUGGAAAAACGUUGCGUUCUUCCGUCAUUCAGCGGUACAAAUCCAACCCCAACUUCACCACGCUGGUUGACACUAUAGAGCUGGAGUUACCGGAGAACGAGCACCUCCACCCUCCACUCAGCAUCACCGUUGUCGACUGGAGGGCUUUUGGUCGCAGCACACUCGUUGGAAACCACGUUAUCAACAACCUGAUGACCUUCAAAUACAUUGCCCCCCCGGCCCUGCCUGCCCAUGCACCACCAGCAGAGAGCCAUAAAAAGAGCACCCGACGUUCCACCAAGCGAAGGAGGCGGACAAUCGCGGAUGAGUCAGCAGAGUGCGUCAUUGACUGGUGGUCCAAAUAUUACGCCUCUGUGGAGAAACAGACCAAACAAACAGAAGGCUCUCCGUUCCCUCAAGUUUUUGAAAAAGUGAGCAGUUCAUUGGAUGGCAACAAGAAAAAGAAACAGAAGGGUAAAGGAAUGCAAGAGCAGAACCUGAACCCGAGUCUGCCCUCCAAACUGGCCACCCUGCAGCUAUACAACAAGGAGCUGGAAGCAGAAUUCGGACCCUUUGAUGACUGGGUUAAGACAUACGAGCUGUUCCGCGGAAAGUCCAACGAGGAAGAGGGAUCAACAGAGGAGAGGUUUGUCGGCAAGUUUAAGGGGAGCUUUUGCUUGUAUAAACUCACUGAAGAUGAGGAAGGGGCGUGGGAGGAAGAUGAUGGACACCUCAGAGUCAACAGGGGAAUCCCACCGAACACACCAGUUCAAGUCCUCAUACGGGUUUACAUUGUGUCGGCAUCAAACCUGCACCCUGCCGACCCAGAUGGAAAAGCAGACCCUUAUGUUGUUGUUCAACUCGGCAAGAACGAAAUCAAAGACCGUGACAACUACAUCCCAAAACAGUUGAACCCUGUUUUUGGAAGGUCAUUUGAGAUACAGGCAACGUUUCCUCAGGAGUCUCUGCUGUCGGUGCUGAUCUAUGACUACGACAUGGUGGGAGGGGACGACCUAAUAGGGGAGACCCGGAUUGACUUGGAGAACCGCUUCUACAGCCGACACCGAGCCACCUGCGGACUCCCGACUGAGUACAGUCUUGAAGGUUAUAAUGCCUGGAGAGACUGUCUGAAGCCAUCUGAGCUACUGACAAAGCUUUGCAGAGAAAACAACUUGGACGGUCCUCACUUCAGACCAGGACGAAUCACAGUGGCCGACAAAGUCUUCACCGGGAAGACGCUUUUCAUGCAUGAAGACGAGGAACCGAUGGAGUCCUAUGAGCACUUGUCUCUAAAGAUUCUGCAUCGUUGGUCUGAGAUCCCCAGCAUCGGGUGCAAGCUGGUACCGGAGCACAUUGAGACCAGGACGCUUUUUCACAAGGCUCGACCAGGGAUGGAUCAGGGCCAGGUCCAGAUGUGGGUGGAUAUGUUCCCCAUGGACCUGCCUCAUCCUGGACCCGCAGUAGACAUUUCCCCUCGCAAACCCAAAGGGUAUGAACUUCGAGUCAUCAUUUGGAACACGGAAGACGUGGUUCUAGAAGACAGCAACUUCCUGACUGGUCAAAAGUCCAGUGAUAUUUAUAUCAAAGGCUGGCUGAAAGGUUUGGAGGAUGACCGCCAGGAGACCGACGUCCACUACAACUCUCUGACGGGGGAAGGAAACUUCAACUGGCGCUUUGUUUUCCCCUUCCACUACUUGCCCGCGGAGAAGGUAAUGGUGGUGAAGAAGCGAGACAGCAUUUUUUCCCUAGAUAAAACUGAACAGAAGCUGCCCGCUAUCCUCAGUCUUCAAGUGUGGGACUUCGAGACGCUGUCCUCCGACGACUUCCUAGGCACAGUGGAGUUGGACCUCCACGGUUUCCCACGUGGCGCGAAGACUGCCAAAUCGUGCAAAGUAGACAUCUUCACGGAUGGGACGGAGCGGAUCUCGAUCUUCCAGCAGAAGAGAUCCAGAGGCUGGUGGCCUUUCAGCAAGUCUGGAGAACUGACGGGAAAAGUGGAGGCAGAGUUCCACCUUGUGACAGCUGAAGAGGCUGAGAAGAACUCAGUGGGCCGAGCUCGAAAGGAACCAGAACCACUGCCCAAACCCAACCGACCUGACACCUCCUUUUCGUGGUUUGUCAACCCCUUCAAAUGUUUCUUCCACCUGGUUUGGCGGAACUACAAGAAGUACAUCAUCAUUGCUAUGGUGUUACUUGUCACAGCACUCUUCCUGGUGCUGUUGCUCUACACUUUGCCGGGCGCCAUCUCGGAAAAGUUGGUCAAUGGAUAG